Molecule: messenger RNA, 1452 nt
Organism: Dioscorea cayenensis subsp. rotundata (Guinea yam)
Lineage: Eukaryota; Viridiplantae; Streptophyta; Magnoliopsida; Dioscoreales; Dioscoreaceae
Exons: 5
Coding region: 1-1452 (483 amino acids)
Source: RefSeq, a predicted model, not a curated record
AUGGAGGCGCAUCUGGAGGCACAUGAUCUCUGGGAAGCUAUGGACGAGGACUACGAAGUUCCUCUACUACCUGCAAAUCCAACUAUGGCGCAGAUCAAGAAUCACAAGGAGCAGAAAUCCAGAAAAUCAAAGAAUUUCUUGAAGAAGGAAUAUGAAGGAGAUGAGAGGAUUAAAGGAAUGAAAAUUUUGAACUUGAUCAGAGAGUUUGAACUACAAAAGAUAAAUGACUCUGAGACGGUGAAGGAGUACUCUGACAGAUUACUUGGAAUUGCAAACAAAGUAAGAUUACUUGGCUCUAAAUUCCCUGAUUCCAUAUUAGUUCAAAAAAUUCUGGUUACUGUUCCUAAAAGAUUUGAAGCUACCAUUUCCUUAUUGGAAAACACCAAAGAUGUGUCAAAGAUUAGUUUGGCAGAAUUGAUGAAUGCCUUGAAGGCACAAGAACAGAGAAGGCUCAUGAGGUCUGAAGGGUCUAUUGAAGAAAUAGGACAUCAUCAAAGAAUUUGCAAGAGCAACAUUCAAGAGAAGAUUGUGACACAAGUAAAUUUGCAGCAAAAGAAUGUUGCUCAAGUUUCUGAUGAGGAACAAGAGGAGCAACUCUUUGUAGCUUCUUGUUUUGCAAUCUGUCAAUCAAGUGAGAAAUGGCUCAUUGAUAAUGGUCGUAUCAACCAUAUGACAUUUGAUCAUGAUCUCUUUGAGGAAUUGGAUACUUCAGUAGCUUCCAAAGUGAAGAUCGGCAAUGGAGAGUAUAUUGCAUUCAAGGAAAAAGGCACAAUGGCAAUUGAAAGCACUUCAGUGUUUGGAUGCUUGUUCUUUGUUUAUGUUCCUCAAAUCAAAAGAGAUAAAUUAGAUAGAAGGGCAGAAGCGGGGAUCUUUGUUGGUUACAGCACAAUCUCUAAAGCUUACAGAAUCUUCCAACCAAAUACUAAGAAAAUCUUGAUAAGCAAAGAUAUGCAUUUCAUGGAGAAUGAUGAGUGGGAUUGGGAAGGAAAACAAUCAGCUUUGGUUCCUGACCAAGUUCCAAAAUUGCAGCUCAAAGAAGAUGAGUUGGUCGAUGAUAUUCCUGAUAGAGAUACAAUCAGGUUAUUACUUGCAAUAGCUACGCAUAAGGGUUGGAAAGUUUAUCAAGUUGAUGUUAAAUCAGCAUUCUUAAAUGGUUUCUUGGAGGACGAGAUUUUUGUCCAGCAACCUGAGAGAUUUGUUGUGAAAGGGCAAGAAGAUGAUGUGUACUUGCUCAAGAAGGCCUUGUAUGGCCUAAAACAGGCUCCAAGAGCUUGGUAUAGUCUAAUUAAUGAGCACUUGAUGAUACAGUUGGGUUUCAGAAAAAGUCUGAGUGAAGCUACCCUUUACAUCAAAGGUGAUGAAAUCAAUUUUGUUGUUGUUUCAUUAUAUGUGGAUGAUUUGCUCGUUACAGGAAACAAUGAAGAACUUGUGAAAAAUUCAGAGAAGAUAUGA